Molecule: messenger RNA, 1134 nt
Organism: Chironomus riparius
Lineage: Eukaryota; Metazoa; Arthropoda; Insecta; Diptera; Chironomidae
Source: the annotation of a GenBank genome assembly
AUGUUUAAAAUAAACGUAAAUAGUAACAGCUCACAGACAAAUCCAUCACAACAUCCAGCAAUGGAACCAAAAACAACGAAGAUAACAGAUGAAUAUGAUAUAUCAAACCAUAUUUUAGGCUUAGGAAUUAAUGGAAAAGUAGUUCAAUGUACUAGAAAAAGCGACGGAACUAAAUAUGCUUUGAAGGUUUUACAUGAUAAUCAUAAAGCUAGACGAGAAGUUGAGUUACAUUGGAGAGUUUCUGGAUGUCGUCAUAUAGUUAAUAUUGUUGAUGUUUUUGAAAACACAUAUGGAGGUACAAAGUGCUUGCUUGUUGUAAUGGAAUGUAUGACUGGCGGUGAAUUAUUCACUCGCAUUCAAGAACGACAAGAUGGUCCAUUUACUGAAAGGGAAGCUGCUCAAGUAAUGCACGAAAUUUGCAUAGCACUAAGAUUUUUACACGAUAGAAACAUUGCGCACAGAGAUUUGAAGCCGGAAAACUUGCUCUAUUCCUCACCCGAUUGCGAUGCCAUUAUAAAGUUAACAGAUUUCGGUUUUGCGAAGGAAACUUAUGUAAAAGACACCCUACAAACUCCAUGCUAUACUCCAUAUUAUGCUGCUCCUGAAGUGCUUGGCCCAGAAAAGUACGACAAAUCAUGUGACAUUUGGUCACUAGGAGUAAUUAUGUACAUAUUGCUGUGUGGAUUUCCACCAUUCUACAGUAAUCAUGGACUGGCAAUAUCUCCUGGUAUGAAGAAUCGAAUAAGAACUGGACAAUAUGAUUUUCCGUCUCCUGAAUGGUCUAACGUAUCGAAUGAUGCCAAAGAAUUGAUCAAAGGAAUGUUAAGUGUUGAUCCAAACAAGCGCUUGACCAUUGAAGGUGUUAUUAGAAACAGCUGGAUUUCUCAAUACACAAAUGUCCCACAAACUCCCCUCCACACAAAUCGUGUUUUGAAGGAGGAAGAGCAACAAUGUAAAACCUUUUUUAGGCCGGAAGUGCAAGAAGAAAUGAACCGCUCGUUAGCUAGCAUGAGAGUUGACUAUGGAUUAAUGUUGAAAAAUCUUGAUAGCUCAACCAACUCACUUUUAAACAAACGCAAAAAAGCUAAAGGUAAUGUUGGUGAAUCGUCUACAAAAUAUUCAACAAACUUUUAA